This is a messenger RNA of Callorhinchus milii (elephant shark), 982 nucleotides long. RefSeq names its product selenoprotein F (gene selenof). Gene Ontology annotation, molecular function: oxidoreductase activity. Gene Ontology annotation, cellular component: endoplasmic reticulum lumen. The record is from RefSeq and is a predicted model, not a curated record. The transcript is spliced from 5 exons. Lineage: Eukaryota; Metazoa; Chordata; Chondrichthyes; Chimaeriformes; Callorhinchidae.
GUCACUUGCCUGACUUGGCGCGCGUGGGGUCCUCGGCGGUUCAAGAUGGCGGCGGAGGUUUUCCUGCUGUGGCUGUUGCCCUUUUUAAAUGCGAUAGCAGCAUAUGGAGCAGAUUUUUCAUCUGAAGCUUGUAGAGAAAUUGGCUUUUCCAGUAACUUGCUUUGCAGUUCUUGUGAUCUUCUUGGUCAGUUCAGUUUAAAUCAACUGGACCCAUACUGCAGGCAAUGCUGCCAAGAGGAUGCCCAGCUUGAAACUAAAAAGUUGUAUCCUGGUGCAGUCCUUGAAGUGUGUGGAUGAAAAUUGGGGCGGUUCCCCCAAGUCCAGGCUUUUGUCAGGAGUGAUAAGCCUAAGAUGUUCAAGGGUUUGCAGAUCAAGUAUGUGCGUGGUUCUGACCCUGUACUGAAGCUAUUGGACGAUAAAGGGAACAUUGCAGAAGAAUUAAGUAUUCUCAAGUGGAACACAGACAGCGUAGAAGAAUUCCUCAGUGAAAAGUUGGAACGCUUAUAAGUUACAGCACAUCAUUCUUGCAUUUCUGUAUCUAUAUUUUGUCAUCUCUCUAUCUGUUCAUUCGUGUAACACCCUAUUACAUUUUCAUGGAUAUCAUAAAUGAUCAAUGGUGAUCUAAAUCAUGUUAAAUUUUCAUACAUCUCUUAACUAUAUAGCUGUCAAUAUAAUUAUCAGGAAUUGACUUUCUAGACAUAUAACUGUUUUGGAUGUUAUACUUUGUUUCACUUUUUACAAGUCAACUAUAAAGAUUUUCUAUUAAAUGUACAUUGUGUCAAUUGGCUGUAUCUUACUAUUUACUGUGAUGGAUGUGAUACAUUAGAAAAAUACACUUUUGUGAAGUCUGCACAAAAAAUCUGUUAAAAGAUGUGUGUAGUCUGAUGUCAUGUGCAUUCUAUGGUGGUUUCGCUCUACUGCAGUAAAAGUAGGUUCAAAAAAUGUCAUUGUUGAAGAGCUAAUAAAAGAUGUUUGUAAAGUU